AUGGCAGUGGCGGCGGUUCUAGCGGCGCCUACGGCGUCUUUCCUUUCUUCCUUCUUUUCCUGCAGCGGCGGCAACAAUGGCAUCUCCUCCUCCUCUUUCUUUUUCUUCGGCGGUGACGGCAGCAGCAACGGCGGGGCCGGCGGUGGCAAUGUUGAAUUGUGUGAGAAGGAAGGACGCUCAGAGUUAUACACAGAAUUCCCACCGCCAAACAGAAUUCUUUGCAUAAUAGAAAGAAUGUCUGCAGCCAACGACGAGAAGAUGUCUUCGACACUUGUGGUAAACAGAGAACAGACAAAGGUACUCUGGGCAGAUGUAAAUAGUGAUUUUGUUGACAUAUUGUCGAGCUUCUUCACAUUGUGGUUAGGAAGGAUUUUGGGAGAGUUCAAGAAGCACUAUGGAGACGAGGCACCUGCGAUUGGAAGCUUAAGCAAUCUGUACAAUAGUUUAGCAAGUCUUGAUGAAACCUAUUUCUGGACAAAGGAAGGGAAAGAAAUGCUGCUGAAUCCAAGAAGCACUUUGUUGAGUCAUUGCCGAACUUUGAAAUUUAAUCUCAAUGAUUUUCCGCCUGUCAGGUACUUCGCUUGUCAAUCAUGUAGAAUGGUGCGUACUUCAAUAUCCAAUGAAAAUGUGAAAUGCAAUUGUGGGCGCUCUUUAAACUGCGACAUAUCUGUGGAGUCUGAAUAUAGUGCAGUUACGGAUUUACUGAGCAAAGCAUUGCUAUCCCAAACUCCAUUAACGGAUCUUUUUGUCGACGAUGAGAAGAAGCAGAAGAUGAGCUACUUAGGUUCAACAUGGAAAAAACUCCACAUUAAGCCAACACAAACAAAUUCAAAGAAGAUUGUUGUGAUCGCAGUGGUCCAGAAGUCUACAAAUAAGCUUCUGCUGGUUGAAUCUGAGAGUUAUUUUGUCGAUUUUCUGUUUAGUCUGCUCACUGUUCCCAUGGGAGGUGUGGCUCACCUUUUGGGUGGCAGCACUGGUCUUGGGAGCAUCGAUAAUUUGCAUCGAGCAUAA
Molecule: messenger RNA, 1011 nt
Organism: Andrographis paniculata
Lineage: Eukaryota; Viridiplantae; Streptophyta; Magnoliopsida; Lamiales; Acanthaceae
Exons: 3
Coding region: 1-1011 (336 amino acids)
Source: RefSeq, a predicted model, not a curated record